Nilaparvata lugens (brown planthopper) is the source of this 1466-nucleotide messenger RNA. RefSeq lists its product as uncharacterized. Gene Ontology annotation, biological process: sensory perception of smell; detection of chemical stimulus involved in sensory perception of smell. The transcript is spliced from 6 exons. The record is from RefSeq and is a predicted model, not a curated record. Gene Ontology annotation, molecular function: olfactory receptor activity; odorant binding. Lineage: Eukaryota; Metazoa; Arthropoda; Insecta; Hemiptera; Delphacidae. Bases 126 to 1394 code for a protein of 422 amino acids. Gene Ontology annotation, cellular component: plasma membrane.
AGAGAAGUAGCGUUUUUACUUGGGAAUUGUAUUCUUGACAUUAUUCAGUGGGGGCAAAUAGUCCCACUAUAGGAUAGAGGCACAUACAUUAUAUUCUUGAGAGGAAAAUUCGAAUUCAAUGAGACAUGAUAUUGUGGCAGAACACAGAAGAGAACUGGAAGAGCAUUUUCAGAGGAAUCAAAAAGACUGGAGUGAAAUUUGUAAUAGAGACUGCUUUGGUUGUUUCUCCCUACCAGCCAUGGCUAACACUGAAUCUCAUCCUGAUAACAUUGGCAUUUUCAUCCAUGACAUUUUUCCUGUACGUUGGUGCUAUGAGUAUGUACUAUGCUCGCUCAGAUCUAAUGACAUUUGUCGAAAUCGCACAUGCCUACUCAAUUGUAUUAGCCUUCUACAUCCUACUGAUCACACAUUAUGCUAUCAGGAUGCCCAUGACUCAUGAGCUCUAUCAAAUGAUAGACACUGGUGUAUUCGAGUACAAAACGAAAUAUGGCGAAGACGAUGACAUCAAAUUGAAAAACAAAAUUAAAUUCUACCGAAAUGUUUUCCAAAAAGUUUUUCAUGUUGCAAUUUUUUUGAUACUAUGCUUUCUGGGUAUUUUAACUCCAUUCCUGAUUAAGUUUUUUGGAAACAAGGAUGGAAAUAAUAUUGAAGAGAUCAAUUACGAUCUACCAGUCCCGUUGUGGUUGCCAUUUGAGACUGACACUUUACUUGGCUACACUUUGGGAUAUUUGUUUGUAUUUGGGGAGGUAGCACUGAUAUCUGGCUACUUGUCGUCAGCUAUACCUUUCCUAGUGUUUGUCAUUUUCGAAAUAAACACGCAAUACAUGAUAUUGAAGCGGUCCAUACUGAAUUUGGAGCACAGAGCUUUGGAAAGAUUCAAUUUUUGUGGGAAAAUGACCGAGCAACGAAUUGAAAUACUUAGAGGAGAUAAAUUUUAUUCAAAAUGCGUUCAAGAAUGUAUUAAUGAGAAUAUACAACACCACAUUGAAAUUAUAAGGCUCUUCAACCUCUUUCAAGAUGUCACAUCAACGGUCUUUGGUGUUAUAAUAGGAGUAAGCAUGGCUGUUUUGGCAUCCUUAUCAAUAGUGCUUUCAAAGGCAGAACUAUUUUCAUUCAUUUUUAUCAAAUUCACAUUCAUAUUUUUCGUGGAGCUUGGGGUAGUAUUUGGUUAUUGCUUGAUGGGAACCUUUUUAACUCUCGGGAGCCAAGAAAUUCCAAGUGCUAUAUAUAAUUGUCCUUGGUAUAAUUUGAAUGAACGACACACAAGGACUCUGAGAAUAUUUCAGAUCAAUUCAGCAAUGAGUAUUGAAUUGAAAGGAAAUGGAUUGUUUUUAAUAGACCUUCAAUUGUUUGUACAGUAUGCCUCCAGAUUGGUUAUUAUUCUUCUUGUGUAACGAAAUAGUGAAUUGGAUUGGGAAAUAUAAUAGAAUAAAUAAAUAUGAAGAGCCAAGAGAGCAUUCAAGGCG